Messenger RNA from Prunus mume (Japanese apricot), 1199 nucleotides. RefSeq names its product glycine-rich protein. The record is from RefSeq and is a predicted model, not a curated record. NCBI's taxonomy places the organism in Eukaryota, Viridiplantae, Streptophyta, Magnoliopsida, Rosales, Rosaceae.
UUUGAUCUAAUAUUUAAAAAAUAUGAUUUCACUUAAAAGAGCUAUAUAUAAGACUCUCACUAUAGAACUUUUGUACAAUACGAGCAACCUCAGAACCUGUCCAAUAUGCUCGGGCUUUUGUCGAGUCCUCUGACGGGGCCAGUAGAAGAUGUUUGGAGGCCGAUUCUAUUUGACUUCGACACGUCAAUAUAGUACAGUAGCCACCCGCCGACGAAUAACACGUGGCCUAUACACAGCUGUCUCCAAUUCCGUCUGGUAUUCCACAAUUUUGACAAUUUUCAUCUUUUCCCUUUCACCGUCCUUAUUUUCCCGCACUUUCCCGGAAAAUUUCCCAACCAAAAAUCACAUCCUUUUAGACUCCAAAUCCCCAGCCAAAUUAGUCAAAUUCACUCUACCCAGAAAAUUGAACCCAGCGGUGAUGGACGUCUCUCUCCUAUACGACACCGUUACAGUCGCCACCACCGCACAGGGCCUAGGGUUCGCCAAGUUCCUAAUUCGUCACCAUGACCUCACCUCCAACAACCAAAUCUCAAUCACCGACUCUCAUCCAGAUCAAUCCUCGCCGUCCAAUGGAGUCCCCCAGAUCUCCGCCGUUAUUUUUCCCGUCGACGCUGUCGCUCCGCCGCGUGUCAGGCCCAAUUCUCACAAAACCGCCACCCGAACCCUCCUUCGCAAAAAACGCCGCACCAGACGGAGAUCGUCGAGCGGCGACGAUUUGAACGACGGCGGAGAAGAGGAUGGUGGGUUUUUCGGCGGAGACGGUCCGUUUUUCAACGGAGGCUGGGGCGGAAGCGGAGGUGGUGGCGGGGGUUGGAAUUUCGAUAGAUUUGGAGGGCAUAAUUGGGAUGAGUCGUCGUCUUCUUCGCCGUCGGAUCCUGCGUUUGAUUUCGUGUACGAGGUGAUGUGUUGGAUUGCGCUUUCGAAUUGCGUGCACUUCGCCUUCAAGAGGGUUAUUCGUAUCGUGGCGGAUGGGUUGGGCGAUGCGGAGAGAGCGAAGGUGCCGAUGAGAUUGACUUCGGUCUGCUGAUGCGGUACCGUUUCGUUCUCAAUGCUUAACGUAUCAAAAAGGGGAUACAAAUCUGGUUUUAAUUUAUGUGUUGGUUGGGUUUACAUUUGAUGCUCAAAUUUGUAUAUAUAUUGGCAUUAUUUUUAUAAAUAGAUGGUUUGAUUAUGUUAAUAAUGCAUUUUUCUUUGAAUUA